Molecule: messenger RNA, 1158 nt
Organism: Dendrobium catenatum
Lineage: Eukaryota; Viridiplantae; Streptophyta; Magnoliopsida; Asparagales; Orchidaceae
Product: glucan endo-1,3-beta-glucosidase-like
Exons: 3
Coding region: 1-1158 (385 amino acids)
Biological process (GO): carbohydrate metabolic process
Cellular component (GO): plasma membrane
Molecular function (GO): hydrolase activity, hydrolyzing O-glycosyl compounds
Source: RefSeq, a predicted model, not a curated record
AUGUCGCGCAGGGGAGUUGGCGGCUGGAGGGACCUCGUCGGCGGCCGGAGACAGCUCGUCGGCGGCCUAAAUGAUCUCGAUCGCGGGCGGAGGAGAGUGCCGGUAAGUUUAAAGGCCGGCAGUUUACUCGGUGGUUUCGUGACCGCCGUUAUUUCCGGCGGCAUAAACUUGCAUAACAGCCGGUUGGGCCGCCGAAAUUUGAUUUCUGUGACAGGCGUGGAAUCCAUUGGCGUCUGUUAUGGAACAGGAGGGAAUAAUCUCCCAUCACCAAACGACGUGAUUAAUCUCUAUAAAUCAAAGAACAUCAAAGGAAUUCGACUGUACAACCCUGAUCAAGAUGCCCUCCAAGCCCUCAAAGACUCCAACAUUCCUGUAAUCCUCGACGUCCCCGAUUCUGACAUCUCCUCUCUGGCGUCCGACUCCUCCGCCGCCUCCCGAUGGGUCCAAAGCAACAUCCAAGCUUUCUCUGCAAAUGUCAACUUCCGAUACAUAGCCGUUGGCAAUCAACUUACCGGCGACUCUAACGCCAAUAACAUUCUUCCUGCAAUGCGUAACAUCGCAGCAGCGUUGAGAUCUGCUGGGUUACAAGAUCGGAUCAAGGUGUCGACGGCGGUUUCCACCGGCGUCCUCGGCACCUCCUAUCCUCCCUCCGCCGGCGCAUUCAGCUCCGACGCCAGCUCCGUUCUGGUACCCAUCAUCGGAUUCCUGAACGAGAAUGGAGCCCCGCUCCUGGCCAAUGUAUACCCUUAUGUCAGCUACACCAGCAAUCCUAACGCCAUCUCCCUCGACUAUGCGCUAUUCACUUCUCCGGGGACGGUGGUCACCGACGGGCAACUGCAGUACCAGAACCUUUUCGACGCCAUUGUCGAUUCCCUGUACUCUGCUUUGGAGAAGGUGGGAGGCCGCAGCAUUUCUGUGGUGGUUUCUGAGACUGGCUGGCCGUCGGAUGGGGGGCCGGCGGCAACAACGGCUAAUGCACAGACCUAUCUUUCAAAUCUGAUCGGCCAUGUCUCCUCCGGCACGCCGAAGAGGCCAGGAAGCAUUGACGCCUACAUAUAUGCCAUGUUUGAUGAGAACAAUCAGCAGCCACAGGGAACUGUGAAUCAUUAUGGUCUGUUUACUCCCGACAAGCAGCCCAAAUAUUCUAUCAGCUUCUAA